Panthera uncia (snow leopard) is the source of this 4693-nucleotide messenger RNA. RefSeq names its product glucosaminyl (N-acetyl) transferase 2 (I blood group) (gene GCNT2). The coding region runs from base 1573 to 2781 and encodes 402 amino acids. Gene Ontology annotation, cellular component: membrane. The record is from RefSeq and is a predicted model, not a curated record. NCBI's taxonomy places the organism in Eukaryota, Metazoa, Chordata, Mammalia, Carnivora, Felidae. Gene Ontology annotation, molecular function: acetylglucosaminyltransferase activity. The transcript is spliced from 3 exons. Gene Ontology annotation, biological process: transforming growth factor beta receptor signaling pathway.
GGAAGGGGGCAAGGAGAUCGGUGCAUUAUACACCGAACACUUUCCUAACAGAGGCAGCUGAUCCUGCCCAGACAGGUGGGACGGGAGAUGGGUGCAGGCAUUUUUAGCAUACCACUGCGACUGUCACAAUGGAUUUUGUAGUUGGACCAGUCCCUUUUCCCCAGAAGCGUCCUUACCGCCCUCAUAGGUCUACAAGGCACUCCACAUUUGCUGAGUGCUCCAGGCACCUGGCACAGGUGAGCUGUGACAACCCCUGUGUAAUGUGACCGGACCUGCUGGGCUUCUCUUUCUUCCUGCCUCCCUUGAAUUACACUGAGCGAUACUUCCAGGAAUUUUGCAGCGGCCCCGAAGCCUUUGUUCUUUCUUCAGAAUAAGGAAGUGGGAGAGGUGGCUUGGUGGGAAGGAGACUUCUUUGAGUUCUGUGAAAUGAACUCAAAUCUGAAGCUGUCAGACUUUUCAAAAGACCCAGUGGCUAGUCACUCCACAUUUCGUAGAUAAAUACCGUGUUGACAGCUCAAGUUAUCUGAAGCUCUGUGUGAAAGGGGAACCAACUUUUCUCUCUGGGAACAAGUACUCUCACGUUUCGGUCUGGUGUGCAAACUAACGUGUGUUUGUUUCAUUUACAUUUGUGUCAUCCACACGGACCCUUCAAUGUUACAAGUCAGUCACCGCUAGGUUCCUUCUGCCAUACCCCAAGAGGGUGAUGCUUUUUUGCCUCUUCCCAUAGCCUCCACAGACUCGGUGGUAUAUAACACCAUGGGAAACUGGCUGAUUUAAUCCGGGGAACACGUACCUCACCAGCCUUUUUUCUUUUUCUUUUUCUUUUUUUCUCCUUUCUUUUUUCUUUCUUUCCUUUUUUUUUUUUUUUUUUUUUUUUUUUUUUUUUUUUUUUUUUGCAGCUGAUAAUCUGCUUAACACGUGUUACAAGUGCAUUUUUUUCUUAUCUGUGUCUGCAUGCCCAGAGGUAGAAACAACACUGACAAGCAAAAAGAGGGGCAAAGAAACAAAAAAAAACCCGAGGGGCAGAGGUCCUCAACCUUGUGGUUUCCCCGGGGCGGCUAGCAGGUCGCGGGGCUCCCCGGAGGGCAAAGUGGGAGCAUUUACUCUGCCAGGUGAGGGGUGGGGGGGGAGGCUGGGAAGAGAAGGGAGAUGGUAUCGGAAUAGAUUGGAUCGGAGGCGGGCGGGGUGAAGCCGGGGAGACUCAGCCCCGGCGAAAAGGACCCGUCCUUCCAAUGCAGUAGGUAAUUUGCAACGAUCCGCCACUCGCAUUCCGUAUGCAAAUGAGGAGGGCCUCUGGGCGGGGCGGAGCGCGGCCGGGAUUCAGCACCGAGGGUCGGAAGAGCACGCCGAGCCCGGGGAGCAUCGCUUCUUCUCCGGCCGGCGCCCCGGAGGAGGGACGCCGCUAUCCGGGAGACAGUAGAUGAGGCUUGAAGCGCUCACGCCCCGCUGCGAAGCUGUCGAAAUCCCAGACUGCGAAGAGCCGUCAGUUCAGCCUCUUCGCGCGCGAGGUUUCAGGGGCCGGUCAUUUCUCCAUCCCUGGAGAGAGAUCCCUUCUCCAAGGAAGUGAAAAUAAUGAACUUUUGGAGGUAUUGCUGUUUUGCUUUCAUCCUGCUCUGUGUGGUUAUUUUGGUGAUCCUCUAUAGUAGCCAGUUAAACGUGCCAAAGAGUUUCGGGAAGGUGAACAGUUCCAGUCCAAGGUAUUCUCCAGUGCAAGCCUGUGAUGACGCCUUAGGAGCUAAGUCAGCUUUUCUGUGGGGGAAGACCUUACCAUCCCCUUUGGGAAGCGUCCCUUGUAAGGACUACCUGAUCCAGAAUCACUACAUCACAAGACCCCUGUCGGAAGAAGAAGUCGCUUUCCCUUUGGCUUAUGUCAUGGUCAUCCAUAAGGACUUUGACACUUUUGAAAGGCUCUUCAGGGCUAUCUAUAUGCCCCAAAACGUCUACUGUGUUCAUGUGGAUGAGAAAGCCCCGGCUGAGUUUAAGGAAUCUGUAUGGCGGUUACUGAGUUGCUUCCAAAACGCUUUUGUCGCGUCAAAGAUAGAACCUGUGGUCUACGCAGGCAUUUCCAGGCUCCAGGCUGACCUGAACUGCCUAAAAGAUCUUGCGGCCUCCAAGGUCCCAUGGAGGUACGCCAUCAACACGUGUGGGCAAGAUUUCCCCCUGAAAACCAACAAGGAGAUAGUCCGGUAUCUGAAAGGAUUUAAAGGGAAAAACAUUACCCCGGGGGUACUGCCUCCGGAUCACGCAAUUAAACGGACUAAGUAUGUCCACCAGGAGCACAUAGGCAAGGAUGGCUCUUUUGUGAAAAAUACUAAUAUUUUGAAAACCUCGCCUCCACAUCAGCUGACCAUCUACUUUGGCACUGCCUAUGUGGCCCUUACGAGAGAGUUUGUCAACUUUGUCUUCCAUGACAAAAGGGCCAUUGAUCUACUACACUGGUCAAAAGAUACUUACAGCCCCGACGAACAUUUCUGGGUGACACUUAACAGGAUUCCAGGUGUCCCGGGCUCCAUGCCAAAUGCGUCGUGGACCGGUAACCUCAGGGCUAUAAAGUGGAUGGACAUGGAAGAUAAACACGGAGGCUGCCAUGGCCGCUACGUACACGGCAUUUGUAUCUAUGGAAACGGGGACUUGAAGUGGUUGAUCAAUUCGCCCAGCCUCUUUGCUAACAAGUUUGAGCUGACUACGUACCCCCUCACUGUGGAAUGCCUGGAACUGAGGCUUCGAGAAAGAACCCUGAAUCAGAGCGAAACCGUGAUCCAGCCCAGCUGGUACUUCUGAGCCACUCUAACCCGUGAUCGGAGGGCAGCCGCGGCCUUUUCUUCGUGAGAGAACCCGGCCCCGCUUACGGUAACGGUUGUAGCCGCGAGGUCACGGCUGCAGGACCUGGCCGGGUUAUUAUGUGUUACAACCCCCGCCGGGCACUGGGAACUGUGCAAUCAGGAGGGCUGCGCAGGUCGAUGCUGGCACGUUCGGCAUCCUGGCCUUCUCUUAACGGUCAUUCCACGUCGGGCUCGUGAUCGGAUCCCUGGCCAGUGGAACUGGCGUCAGACCUUUGCACCAGAUACUCAUCAGAGAGAGAUGCUCUCACGGAAAGGAGAGCUAUAGAUAAUACUGUUUAGGAAAAUAGGAACUGUGUUUCCCCGGAGAAGGAAUCUCUUAUGCCAGACCCAUAGCCACGCGUUCAUGGAUACCCCUCCUCUUUGCUCAGCGGCCCCCCGGGCAUAGAAACAGCUUCCUGGGCACCUCAGCAAUCUCCUUUAAAACCUGAGCUGCUAGAAUGGAGAACUAGAUCGUGUUUCCUGAGUUUCAACACGAGCACAGUGAGCUUACCGUGUCUGAAGGUCUGUACAGAAUGUAAAGUCGUUAACAAGAGUCGGGAUAUGCUAUCAGACAGCAGUCACUGGCGGCUGCUUCGGCAAAGGGACCCCAGGGAAACAGGACCUUUCUUGUGGGUCAGAAUGUACUCUGGUCCCUCUUCCAUUGUUUUCCAUGGCGAAUGCUAAAAAGUUCCCACAGAAGGAAGAUAUUUCUAGAACUGAGGUGCUGUUGCAUGGCUCUCUUCCCAAGUCUCUAACCCUCAGGAAUGAAUCACUCGCCUCUUGGAUCACCACCCUCCACCCCCCACCAAAGUGAUCUUACCUGCAAAAUGGAAUCCAGACUCUAUGCCGAGACACUUUAAGGACUCCAGAGUAUUUUCUGAGUAGCUUUACAAUGCUUGGUGCUGAUAAGAGUGCCUAGAUUUUUAAGAGCUUUCAGCUGUGAGUGAGCUUCUCUGUCGCUUAUCCCUUGUCCCGUUCUCUUACCCAAUUCGUUCCCUCAGCACACAGUAAAUAUUUCUUGAGCGUCUGUUACACACCAGAUAUGUGCUUGAGACAGGGAGAAAAGUAAGACAGAAGCUACUUGCGUCUGAAAUUCUUGAUAAUAGCAUCCAUGUGGGGAAGGCUGCUCUAGAGAAUCUCACAGAUUGCUUGUAUUUUAACGCAUUCACAUCCAGGGUCGUAGUUUGGGCUGUCCGGCCAGGGAUCUGAGUAGUCAGAAAUGAGGGUCUAAAUCAGAGACCAUUCCAAAGAAAGAAGGGAAGGAAUAGACCGAAGCUGAGGCCUGUUAACAGGCUCAUUGCAUUAAAACCUUACAAACACUCUUGGGAGGCUCACACGAUUACCCCCAUUUUGCAGAUAAAUUAAGCAAGGCUUAGAGAGGUUGUUGAUAAGCAUUAGGAAACAAGUUCUCUGAGGAUUGGGAUGUUCUUAUUGGUCUUCUUAGUUCAGUUUCCUGAGAAGGUGAAAUAAAGCCGUAGUUAGUAUACCAGAGAGGGUAGGUUUUAAGAGCAGUGUCAGUGUUAAUACGAGAAAAUGUCCUAUCACGUCAGAAAAAUGUGAAGUCUACUUUUGUAUUCCUACAUCCAUUGAGUUCCUUAAUAUUUAUUUAUUCUCACCAAAAAAAAAAGUUAACUACAGCUAAUGAUACCCUUAACACGGUUUUGCCUUUUUUCCUCUCACUGUGUCUGUUGAAUGUUCGUUGUAUUUAAGGGAAUGCCUUUGAAGUAAAGCCUUAUUUUUGUCCAGCUACUGAAAAAGACAGAACUGUGCAAAGUGGUAAAGGGUUGAAGCAUAAGGAACCCAUCUGGAGCUAAUGAGUCUAAAAAUCAUCUUUUCUUUCAACUUCUUUAAAUGACCCCACCUGAGAAGAA